Colletotrichum costaricense is the source of this 1044-nucleotide messenger RNA. RefSeq lists its product as uncharacterized. The record is from RefSeq and is a predicted model, not a curated record. NCBI's taxonomy places the organism in Eukaryota, Fungi, Ascomycota, Sordariomycetes, Glomerellales, Glomerellaceae. The transcript has a single exon. Bases 1 to 1044 code for a protein of 347 amino acids.
AUGCCAAAGCUUACUCCAGAGGGGCGCAAAGAACGCGCCCGUCAGCUGUGGCGCUAUUAUCAUCGGCUGAAAGAAAAAGAGCCGAACUCGCAGCACAUAGUAGCUGUUGACGAAACUGACCCGAAUCACGACUAUCUCAAAUUUCUGGGAUGGGAAGAGGGAGAGGCUGAAGAAUUAGAUCUAGCAACUGCAGCAUGGCCAGAAUCCUGGAAUCAGAGGGGCAAGCUUAGUACCUGGCUCAAGGGUACACUCCAGCAUUGGAGCGAGGAGUGGCGAAAGGAGCCGCGUGAUGAUGCCGAUAGCCCUCAAGAGACCGAUGAAGCCAAGGUGGCCGACCAGAGCAAGCCUACCCACGAGCAAACCUUGCGCCCCCCAUGGACGGCUACAGUCGAACCGACCGAUCCCGAUCCCGAGAAUCGCGAGGACGACUCUUCUGAUGACGAUGCCCGUCCGAUCACGCAUCCUCACUCCCCAGCCGCUAGAGGCUCUGUAGGCGUAAACACGGACGCGGUACUAAGAGAUGAGCCGCUUGUCGCGAACACCUCACACGCUACUGAUGGGGCUGGGCCCAAUGUCACGCUGCCGUCACAUGUGCGUACGGUCUCCGAGGUGUUCAAUUCUCUAAUCCGGAGGGCGGAGGACGAGGCGGCAAAGAAGCCUCAGGCAAGUAAAGGAGCGGUGCCGUCCCGCUCGACUAGAGACUCCCGAUACAAUACGGCGACGUCUUCCCUAGCGGCGGCUGAUCAAAACGGUGACAGGCGGGAUCGGUCACCGCUAAAAGCCCAGGAGUCUCGAGUUAGCCUCGCUCCUCAACAACCGCGUGAACCGCACCACUCGGCCGUCCAACGCAAUCUUCAUAACUCAUCGGAAAGCCACACUCAGCCAGGCCGCACUGUCAGGGCCCUGAUCACCGACGCCGACCAGUCCGACCAUCUCCAACAGGAACCGCGGCAGGCCAUUUUGCAGACUAAAGAGGAGAUCAACAGAUGGUGGUUUUGGUAUCGCCAGGUCUACCGAUCUCGCCGCCACAGACCGAGGUCUUAA